AGUAAGUUUGAUCAGCGCAUGUUUUGUUUUUAGGUCAACCAGCCUGAUGCCUACUUAUGUACAGCUUAUCCUGUUGAAGAUGAGGAAUAUUAUAUUUAUUCUGAGCCUACUGAUCAUUCAGGUCUUAAGAUAUACACCACAUUUCAGAAGCCUCAGUUUGUGGCUGGAAUAUUUCUUUUGGCUAGUUACUGGUUUCAAAUUCCACCCCAAGUGUCAUCAUAUUGUAGCAUAUCCUGUAGAUAUCAGCUAUACUUUCCAAAAAGAGAAAAGUAUAUUCCCCUUUGCAUAUAGAACACAUGCUCAUUGUGAUAGUAAGUGUAUGUGUUUUGCGUGGCUGGUAGUGCAGUGUGUGUGCCUGUGUAUGAAAUGACCAGUGGACCUUGAGUGUACAAGCUUGAGUGAACAGCAGUGUGUCAGGAACUGUGUGUAAAAGGAAGUCAGAGUAUAGAGAACAAGUGGCUGGAGUAAAGAGCAUAAAGAUGGACGAAUAAAAACAUUGUGUUUAUUGAAGCUCAUGUUGUUUUAGUCUAUUACACAUGGACUAGGUAAAACAUAAUUUUUAAAUUAUCUUUUUUUUUAACCUA
Biomphalaria glabrata is the source of this 584-nucleotide messenger RNA. RefSeq lists its product as uncharacterized. Bases 47 to 370 code for a protein of 107 amino acids. The transcript has 5 exons. The record is from RefSeq and is a predicted model, not a curated record. NCBI's taxonomy places the organism in Eukaryota, Metazoa, Mollusca, Gastropoda, Planorbidae.